CGCAAUUCGCAACAACAUCUUGUUCAUCUUCUAUGUCUCAACUUGACAUCACCAUUCAUCGACUGACUCUCUCACUCACGGGGAUAGUCGAAACCCUAAACCCUCCCUCUCUCCCUCAAGGCGUGUUUUCUCAAUUCCUUUCCUCAAACUCACACUGCAACCCAUCUUAUUUCCUUUUCAAAACCUAGAUUUCUCAAUUCUUCUGUUACGCGCGUUAUUUAUGGCUUCUUCUUCUUCUUCGGUAAUCACUCCCGAAGAUGUUUUGGAGUCGCUCAUGAACGACGGAACAAUUGAUGCCCUCAGAUUGAAGAUCAUCAACCAGCUCAAAGCCAAUGAGGAACUGAAGAGUACUACUAUAAAAAUGGCUGAACAGAGUAAGGUUCUCAACACCCCUGGUGCUGAGAAACAGACUAAAAGAGAGCUCUUUGACGCCCUUCGCCAAGAACUCGAAGCUUCUGUACUUGAGAAAGCUUCAAAAUCAGUAUGGGAUUUAAUUUUAGACAACAAUGGCCUGGGAAAGGAGAUAAGUGAGACAGUUGAAAGAGUGUUUUGCCGAUUGAGUGGCCAGGAACCUCCUUUAUUUCCGCUUCUAAAUGGAGAACCACAACCUGAUAAGGAGGCUGACAGCAGAAAAGAAAAAGGUAAAGGAAAGCAGAAAGAAAAUGAGAAUACAAGUUUGAUCACUCCAUUGAAGAAAAGAAGCUUCAGUGAAGUGAAUUCGGAUGGUGCAGAUGAAACUACCACCAGGACCUCCGAUCCUGCAGCAAUAUCAGAAGGUUCUGGCAAAACGCCUUUAUUGAUUUCAAAGACUUGACAAGUGAGUUCAACAAGUGGUGUAAUGGAAGUGAUCACAUCUGGUAAAUAUAUUGUAGCAAUUGUAGGACUUCACUGGAGUUCAGAAAAAUUGUUUCAGCCAUCGAAGUUGUGUAUUAUGCCUCAAACACCUCGUAUGCCUUACAUAUAAUUUACAAGCUUGAAUGAUGAAACUUCACCGAAGUCUGUUGCCACCAAUUUUUCAUCGUUAAACUUGUGAAGGCUAGGAAAUGUGAGGAUUGUAGUUUGAAUGUCAUGUUUAGGGCUCUGUUUAGUGCUAUGAGAAAUAUUAGCAAUACUUAUUUUUAACUUAAUACUUGUUUGGGCAAAUUCUAGAGUGUGUAGGAGGUGCGUUGCACAAAUGAUUGCAAAAAAAGUUACAUUUUAAUCUUUGAA
Messenger RNA from Trifolium pratense (red clover), 1209 nucleotides. RefSeq lists its product as uncharacterized. Lineage: Eukaryota; Viridiplantae; Streptophyta; Magnoliopsida; Fabales; Fabaceae. The record is from RefSeq and is a predicted model, not a curated record. The transcript is spliced from 3 exons. Bases 221 to 814 code for a protein of 197 amino acids.